AUGCAGCAAUUUAUAAAAUCGUAUCUACGACGACUAAAGGUGAUGGCUUUACGUCCUGAAAUUCACUUUUCAUCGGUUUUUGAGCAUUGCGCAGCUAAUAAACAUUUUCAAAGUUUUCAAGGAAAUCCAUUAAAUCAUUUAAAUAUUCAUCGAAAAUCAAUUGAAGACGUUGUUCGACAUCCUCAAUCACGAUUUCUCACCUACCGGCAAUUGAAAGUCUUAUUUAAUCCGGAGAAAAAACAACCUGUCUGGCUCACUUAUCGAAAUCUAUUCGAAAGUGACACUGAACCAAAACUGACCGUUGAUCAAUGUGAAGUUGUCUUGCUCGGGAUCGGUUCUCGAUUGAUUGUCGAUCGACCCUCAUUAUUAAAGAAUACCGAAGAAACCAAAAUCGAUCAUAAACUUCUAAGUAAAUAUUUAUUAGAAUCUGAGCCCACGCCAGAUGAAUAUAUUUAUUUUGCUCUGUCGAUUCCCACACAGUUUGCAGAUAAUCUAACGGGCACAUACAUAGAUCUUCGAUCAUUAUUGCCUCAAUUAUCUGUGAUCGAUGCAGCGCUGUGUGGACAAGGUCGUGCCCUUCUGGAAUGGCACGCGUCGUAUCAAUAUUGCGGUAAAUGUGGUUCACCCUCAAAAUCACUUGAAGAUCCAGUGGCGAUAACGUUAGUUAUUCAUUCAGACAAUGAACAUGUUUUGCUCGGGCGCAAAGCUUCAUUUCCGCCCUUUAUGUACACGUGUUUAGCUGGAUUUAUGGAGCCCGGUGAAUCAAUACCAGAAGCUUGCUCACGCGAGAUUUGGGAAGAGAGUGGCAUCAUUAUUGAUACAAAUACUGUACGAUAUUUCGAUUCUCAGCCAUGGCCCUUUCUCGGUGGUCAGCUGAUGAUUGGAUGUUAUGCCUCUGCGGUCGAUGAAACAAUUACAUUACACGAUUCUGAACUAGAAGAUUGUCAAUGGUUUUCUCGCGCAGACGUUGCUGAAAUGAUACAGAGAGCUCGAAAUAUUAACCUUGACAAAAAUGACCAAGGUCUGCGCAUUCCGCCACCGAUUGCAAUAGCACAUCAAUUAAUUUCAAACUGGUUCUCAACAACAACAUCGAAAACCUAA
Messenger RNA from Adineta ricciae, 1101 nucleotides. The record is from the annotation of a GenBank genome assembly. Lineage: Eukaryota; Metazoa; Rotifera; Eurotatoria; Adinetida; Adinetidae.